AUGCAUAGUUUGAUUUUCUCGUUUUCACUAUUGGCUCUUUUUUCUAACGGUCUAUUGGCAGCGGUAGUAUGUCCUGGAGAAGAAAAGCUGGAUCCCAGUGGAAGAUACUGCUACGUGGUGCACAAAGGCGCCCUGUCAUUCCACGAUGCUGAAAAAGCUUGCUACGACUACGGUGGCUAUCACCUGGCAACCGUCCCCACCAUGAUUGAUAACCGCUUUUUGUACAACCUCUCCAGCCACUCGAACGUCUUCGCCAACUAUUUCUGGCUCGGGCUCACUGAUAUGACAGCAGACGGCACGUGGCAAUGGAUUGAUGGAAGUGAUCUGAAUUUUGUGAAUUGGGCGCCAGACUCUACCCAAGGUUACUGUGGAGCCAUGAGGGAGUCAGACGGGCGGUGGCAAGCACAAGAUUGUGCGAAGGCUUACCCAUUCUUCUGCUAUGGAGUGGCACAGGGUGCACCAACGGUGCCAACGAUCCCACCAAAAACAACGACACGCCCCGCCAGAAAAGAGGAGAACAUGAUCAAAUUUAUGGCGGACUCCGAGUCAAUUGGUGACCCGAAUACCGAUCCGAAUGCACUCAAUUUCUAUAACAUGGAACGAGAAUUUAUCCGAGCUGUGACAGAUUCUCUGUUUGCUAACCCAUCGUCUAAUGGAAACGUGUGCACGUUCUAUAUGAGUGUCUCGUUUUAUGGAUACACGAAAUACGACCAACAAUUCGAUCAUAGCGCCGCUUGGAGUCAACGACAAUUUGAUAAUUUGUUAGCAGGGAAUGUGUGGGAUGAUGGACACACUGAUUUGGCUUAUAAUAUUACGGACGCCAUCACCGGAGCCCAACGAUUCCAAUGGUCGCCAUCAAUGGAUGACAUUGGGUACACGACUCUUGUCUUCCUAACAGCACGGAAAGAUUUCACAAAUGUUCCAUCUCUAUUCAACCCAUUCCCAAAGUUUGAUGAAGUUGUCGUGGUUUCCUUGAAUGGCGCUCAAAUGCCCGGAAUCCCAGACGGUGUUCAAAAUGUGCCUGUCUCUAACAAGUUCACCAAUGUAGACAUCAAUAAUUUGGUUAGUGCGUUGAAAUGUCAUUAA
Caenorhabditis remanei is the source of this 1086-nucleotide messenger RNA. RefSeq lists its product as uncharacterized. The transcript has 6 exons. The record is from RefSeq and is a predicted model, not a curated record. Gene Ontology annotation, molecular function: carbohydrate binding. Gene Ontology annotation, biological process: biological process involved in interspecies interaction between organisms. The coding region runs from base 1 to 1086 and encodes 361 amino acids. NCBI's taxonomy places the organism in Eukaryota, Metazoa, Nematoda, Chromadorea, Rhabditida, Rhabditidae. Gene Ontology annotation, cellular component: external side of plasma membrane.